UAGGCCAUUUAAAGGCCAACGACAUUCGCCACCUAAUGGGCGACGGAGUAGUCGAGCCCAACCGGUGUCGUGCUGCGGUAUCGAGUGUGAAUCGAAGUGCCCAACGACUGAUGACGACUUCGAGUCCCGCUCCGCGAGCAGUAGCGGCACAUACACCACAGCAUGGCAGCAUCAAUGUGUGGACGAUGCCGCCCCAAUAUACCUCACCUCUUGGGACUGGUGUGAAAGGUGUGCCAUAACCUGCUUCUUCUUGGCAAAUACCUUUAGCCGGUCGUCGUCGUUGUCGUCAUCAUCAUCGUUGAUCGCGGUUGUCGUUGUCUUCAUGGUCGUCGUGAACGUCGUCUUCGGUCGCAUCGGGGACGAAGAUCUUGUUUUUCCCUUACCUUCACCCCCGGCGCGCUUUUGUGGAGUCUCGGUUUCUGUGACUUUCUUCCAAACGAUUUUUGAGCCCACUUUUUUCGGGCUCGAUGGCCGGUGACUCGCGCCUUGUGGCUUUCGGUAAUUGAUAUGUGCAUAUCUUGGGGGGCCGUUCUUCAGUAACGUUUGGCCGGGGUAGCAGCGAAGAUGCGUUCGCGUGGUUUGUCCUGGGUCAGCAAGACACUGCUGGGAGUGGUGGCCAUCGUUGGGCUCCUAGCUGGGUCUGGACCUGCCGAUGGACAGCUGGUUGGCGCAGGUCCACGAGCACGACCACUAGUGAACCGUAUCCGUGAGCGGCGGCUCGAGAGGAUCCGAUUGCGUCAGGAGCGGUUUGCGGCGACAACGACGACGACGACGCAGGAGUACGCGUUCGAUGACUAUGGACCAGGGCCGCGCACCGAUGACUACGGCAUGGAUGUGGAAGACGAGGUUAUUGCGGAACGGGGACCUACAUCGGAACCGUUGCUUAUCGCCACCAAACCCAACCGGCGCCGUUCGCAGUUCGAGGAAAGGAUCCUGUUACGGUUCUACCACGGAGGCAAUCUUACCAAGACGACGACACUGAACGAUGACGAGCGGCUACUGAACGAUACCAACUGCACGGCAGACGAACGCUUCGCCCUCAUCGUGCACGGUUGGCGCGAGAACUGCUAUGAGGUUCCGUGGGUAAAGGAACUCCGGAAUAAUCUGCAAAAGUUCCGCGGUGGUUGUAUCGCCUGCAUGGACUACUCGGCGUACUCGAGCGGUGGCUACGGUGGUUUGGUCGCCCGGUUCCGAGACAUCCGGGACAUUCUGCUGCGAACGGUGCAGCAGUUACGGUACGAGGGUGUCGAGUAUGGGCGUAUGUUCCUGUUUGGGUUCAGCUUCGGUGCGCAGCUAGUGCUGGACGUUGGUAAUCGCGUCGGAUCGAACGAACUCGAGGCGAUCGAUACGUGCGAUAUGGCUGGACCGGGCUUCGACAGUGACCGUAUGUUCAAGCAGACUGACUUCCGGGCGGCCGCUAAGAACGUGCAGUGCAUCCACACCAGCAUCGACAAGGGUACCAAGUUCCCGAACAAGUGUCACCAGAAUUGGCGCAUGGGACAGUGCGGGCUAAGGCAGGCGGCAGCCGGUCCACCACCCCUCGGUUCCCAUGGCCUCUGCCCGGUGUUCUAUAACCUAGCCUUUGAGCAACAGUUCCUCGCGCAACCGAAGGCCCCCGAGUGUCUGGCGCUAGGUGAGGUCGCUACCUAUCCGCGCAACUAUCGGAUGGGCUAUAUGGAGACUCGGAAGAGCGAGGUGAGAGGUGAACUGUUUGCCGCUACCUCGGACGUCUACCCCUACGCGGUCUACACCAAUCCGUACAACUUUUUCGAGUACUUCUAAUGCUCUUCAAAAGCAGGGGACCACCGAAUAGGCACCGGUACGUAAAAGCCCAGUCCCAGUCCAAGAACCAGACCCAGUCAGCACCAUUUAUGGGACGCGGUGGCGAACCGAGUGGCGAUGGUGCGUGGGACGUCUUCUCGCCAUCAUCGCGGCGUCGUCAUCUCGAAACCGAAGAGCGGAUCCGGAGCGAGGGAAGGUCGAGCAUGACUGCAUCCCACUACACCACCAGGUGUAGCAGAGGUGGCUGCUGUUUUAUAGCUAGUUCUCUUUAAGCGCAUACAAGCACAGAACAUAAGAAAUACAUGUACAAGAGUAC
This is a messenger RNA of Anopheles darlingi, 2098 nucleotides long. RefSeq lists its product as uncharacterized. The transcript is spliced from 3 exons. NCBI's taxonomy places the organism in Eukaryota, Metazoa, Arthropoda, Insecta, Diptera, Culicidae. Gene Ontology annotation, molecular function: lipase activity. Bases 565 to 1782 code for a protein of 405 amino acids. The record is from RefSeq and is a predicted model, not a curated record.